Messenger RNA from Blepharisma stoltei, 4657 nucleotides. The record is from the annotation of a GenBank genome assembly. Lineage: Eukaryota; Ciliophora; Heterotrichea; Heterotrichida; Blepharismidae.
AUGUCAAAGCCUAUAAGAAGAAACAGCUCUUCUUUUAUUAUCAGCUACCAGCAAAUUAAGAAUCAAAUUGAGCUCGAAGACCAAGCUAAUAAUCUGACAAAGAAAAAAGACAAAGAAAAAGAAAAAAAAACCGAAACUUUAAAAGGGAAGGAUAAAGCAGGAGAGGCUAUUAAGGAAUCUGAAAAUUUUAGGAAUAUGUGCGAGCAUAAAAUUCCUCUUACUCCCCUCCGUGAGUGAACAAAACUAUUGGAAAAAUUCCUAAAUUUUGUCCAAAACCCACCCUCCGUGAACGAAUAAAAGUUUUUUUAAUAUAAAAUUUUUUUAGGAAAAAAAUUUUGAUAUAUAAGUGAUAAGUAUUAUAAUGAAAUCUCGAGCUAAUUCUGUUUAAUUUUAAACAGAUUGCAUUUUAAAACAUAAAUUUUACACAUUAAAUUAAUAGUGAUUUCCAAUUUUUGCGAAUUGGGAUUUUUUUAAAUUAUUAUAAAUUUAUAUUGCUCGUUCACAGAGGGAUGGGGAGCUAGUGAACUUAUUAAACAGCUAGAAACCAAUCUAGAAAAUGGUCUCCAAGAUGCAAUUGCUAAUGAAAAAUUUAAACUAUUUGGGGAAAAUAAAUUAACAGAAAAAUCUCAACUGCCUUGGUACUGCCUCUUUUUUAAGCAAAUGACUGGCUUCUUCUGUUUGCUCUUAUGAGUUGGCUCAUUCCUGUGCUUUAUUGCAUACGGCAUUAGUCCCAUUGACCCUGCAAACUUAUACUUAGGGAUCGUACUUGCAAUAGUUGUGUUUUUAUCUGGCUGCUUUAGCUAUUAUCAAGAAUCUCAAUCGCUUGCAAUUAUGGCAGGUUUCAAAGAUAUGAUCCCUCCAACCUGCACAAUUAUAAGAGGAGGCAGCACAAGAAUUUUUGAAUCAGCCAAGCUUGUACCAGGAGAUGUGGUAAUUUUAAAAGAGGGUGGAAGAGUUCCUGCAGAUUUAAGAAUUUUCGAAGCCAAUAACUUAAAAGUUGACAACUCAUCUCUUACCGGAGAAAGCGAACAACAGCCAAGAUCAGAAAUUUGUACAAAUGAGCAUAACCCUCUAGAGUCUGAAAAUAUUGCAUUUUUUGGGACAAUGUGCAGCUCAGGAGAAGGUAAGGGAUUAGUUAUUUUUACUGGGAAUAAUACAGUUAUGGGGAAAAUCGCAAAACUUGCUUCUUCCACGACUACAGAAGAAACAACUCUAGGCAGAGAAAUUACAAGAUUUGUAAAAUUGAUAAGUGCAAUAGCAAUCAUGUUCGGAGUGCUAUUUUUUUCUUUACUCCCCCCCCCCAUCCUUGAUCGAACGAUUGACUGUAAAAAUUCCUAAAAAUUGGGGAAAUUAACCCCCAUCCUUGAUCGAACGAUUUUCAUAUCAUGCAAAUUUUUAUAUAUAUAAAAAAUAUUAGUUAUCAAAAUGCUUGGAAGGUGUGCCUAAUGAAGUUGUUUUCAGAGCUUUGAGACGACAGAAAGCUUCGAAAUCAGCCAUCAGAAGUGAUUUAGACAUCAGCUUAGGCUUAAAAACUCAAUAAUCUAAUAAAAUAGAGAUUCUUUAAAAUUUUAAAAAAAAAAAUUAAUUUAAAAUUAAAAUUUAUACAGUUUAGAAGGGUAACUAAUAAAUCAAAAUAUUAAAAAUUGGUAUUUUUAUGAAAUUAAUUCAAUUUUUUUGCUGUAAAAAUAAUUAUUAAAUACUCUUAACCCUCUUAUUUAAAGUAAAUAACAAAAAAUAUAUAUAUAUGUUUUUCAUUUUAUAUAUAAAAUUUUUUUCCCAAAAAAAUUUUUUUUUUUAAAACCCCCAUCCUUGAUAGAACGAUGGCGAGUCGUUCGAUCAAGGAUGGGGGGGGGGAGUUAGGAUUUCUUUAUGGGUAUAGUGCAAUUGUGAAUAUGGUUAAUGGAAUUGGUAUUAUAGUUGCCAAUGUCCCUGAAGGACUUCUGCCAACUGUAACUGUGGCUCUAACACUUACCGCUAAAAGAAUGGCUAGCAAAAAUGUCCUAGUCAAGAACUUAGAAGCUGUUGAAACUCUUGGGUCAACAACCUGCAUAUGUACAGAUAAAACAGGAACCUUGACAGAAAACAAAAUGAGAGUUGUAAACAUUUGGUAUGAUGGAAUGCUCAGAAAAGUCGAAAAUUAUGAAGAAAAAGAAACAAUUGAAGAGCUGGGAUACGAAAUUGCUGAUCCUACAUUUUUAAUGCUCCAAAAAUGCGCUUCCUUAAAUAGCAAAGCGCAGUUUACUUUUGAGCCUGAUCAGAAAUUGCUGGAGGAUAAACAUGGAAACUCUUAUCCAAAAGAUAAAGUUGAGGAGAUAAAAAUUAACUUUAAAAAAAAUAUGCUUGCGUCAUCAGUGCAAGCCUGGAAUACUGUGGGAGGAGACGCCUCAGAAAUCGCGCUUAUAAAAUUUUUUAAUCCUAUAAGUGAGAUUGAAGAAAUUCGAAAAAAAUACCCUGUAGCUGUAAGAAAAGGGAUAAAAGGAGAAAUACCAUUUAACUCAAAAAAUAAGUAUGCAGUGACAAUUCAUGAGCCUUGCAGCUGAUUUCCACAGGAACAUCAGCAUGACUGUAUUUUAUUUAUGAAAGGAGCCCCUGAACAACUAUGGCAAAGAUGCACACAUAUUAUGAAUGGUGGAGAGGAGGUCCAAAUUACUGAACAAUGGGUUAAAACAUUUAAUGAGGCAAAUAAAACUUUUGGAAGCCAAGGCCAACGAGUCCUAGGAUUUGCUUUCUUAUGGCUCGACCAGCAAAAGUAUCCAAAAGACUAUAUUUUCAACCCUAAUCUAGAAGAUGGUCCUAAUUUCCCACUUGAAGGCUUAACAUUUAUCGGGUUAAUGGCUUUAAUGGACCCCCCUCGUAAAAGAGUCAAAGAAGCAGUGAUUUCAUGUCAUGAAGCUGGAAUCAAAGUUAUCAUGGUAACUGGGGACCAGCCAUUAACCGCAGCUGCAAUUGCUCGACAAGUGAAUAUUAUUACAGAGCCAAAAACAGUCAAUGAGCUUGUAGAGGAUGGAAUGGACUGGGAUAGUGCAAUGGAAAAAAGCAAUGCACUUGUAGUCCAUGGAGACAUGCUUUCUAAAGCCCACACUGAAGAUGAAGAAUUGCCUUUUAGCCAACAAAGAAUUGCAUUAUGGCUAUUAAAAAAAGAAAUUGUAUUUGCAAGAACAUCUCCUGCACAAAAAUACAUGAUUGUAGAUGCAAAUCAGAAAUUAGGCCAAAUUGUGGCUGUGACAGGGGAUGGAGUCAAUGAUAGUCCUGCUAUCAAGAAAGCAGAUAUAGGGAUAGCUAUGAAUAUAGUUGGAAGCGAUGUAGCUAAAGAUGCUGCAGAUAUGCUUCUAAUUGAUGAUAACUUUGCUUCUAUUGUAGAUGGUGUAAAAGAAGGCAGAGUUAUUUUUGAUAAUCUUAAAAAGGUUAUUUGCUAUAUUAUAACUUCAAACAUUCCAGAAAUUGUUCCAUUUUUGACACUUGUUAUAUUCCAGCUUCCUUUGCCUUUAUCAACCGUCUUGCUCCCUCCCUUUAAAUUUGGAAAAAAUCCUUUUAAAUUUAAAGAGAGGUUAAUUUUUUUGUUUUAAAAACAAAUUGAGCACAAUACUUUGAGUUUUAAUAUAUUUUUGAGGAAAUAAUUAAAAAAAUUAAACUAUUCAGUGCGAAAAAUGUUUAAAUAGUACUCUGCUUGCAGCUUGCAUUUUGUCUAUUAAAUAGGCCAAAAUAAAUUUAAGAAAAUUAGCAUUUUCAUCUAUCAAAUUUUCCUAUUAAAAAACACCCGAAAAUGGAAAUUUUACCUUAAUUUGUUCCAAUUUAAAGGUGGGAAGGGGAGUUAGUGCUUUGUAUAGACUUAGGAACUGAUGUUGUGCCUUCUAUUUCAAUGGCUUAUGAGCCUGCUGAGCUAGAUAUAAUGAAACGACACCCAAGAAAUGCUAAGACAGACUACUUGGUUACAGGUCAACUAAUAUUUUAUUCUUACUGUAUCAUGGGAGAAAUCCAAUGCUGUGCCGGAUUUAUGGCAUAUUUCACAGUUAUGUACGAUUAUGGAUUUACCCCAUCUAUUUUGUGAUGGUUUGCUCUAAGAGAAGAUGGGACUACGCCUGGAGCCCAUGACAUUUAUAAUCCUUAUCUUCCACAUAAAGGCAACAGUCAUGUUGGGGACCCUGAGUAUGAUGAUAAGCUGGUUGACUAUAUUUCGGAUGCUGAUGGCAAGCAUGAUUUAAGAAUUUGGUUUUGGAAAAUUGGCAAGGACGAGUGGAAUGAUUGCAGAUAUCCAGAUAUGGUUUCAGAAAUUACUGGACAUACAAUUUGCUAUACUUCUGAAGCCUUAAAGUAUGCUCAAUGCUCGUUUUGGGUUGCAAUUGUGGUUACUCAGUGGGCAAAUAUUUUAAAUGUGAAGACAAGAGCUCAGUCACUUUUGCAACAAGGAAUAAAAAACAAGGCCUUGAUAUUUGGUUUGUUUUUUGAAACUGCAUUAGCAAUGCUAAUACUAUAUACUCCUCCUUUAAAUGUUGGACUAGGCACAAGGCCUCUUGCAUUUUUGCAUUGGGGAUUUCCUGCUGCUCCUUUUUUCGUUUUGUUUAUAGUUUUUGAUGAGAUCAGAAAAUGGAUCAUUAGGGCAACUCGGAAGAAAAACCCCAAGAACAGAGGCUGGGUUGAUAGAAAUACUUAUUAUUAA